AUAAUAAUAAUAAUAACAACAACAACAACGAACAUUCCUUAACUCCAACAUUAUCAUCUCCAACCGUUCCAACAAAUUCAAGUACAGCUUUUACAAAUAAAACAAUAUCAACACCUGUUUUUUCUCCUCAAACAUUUGCUCAAACUAAAUUUGGUUCAUUAAAAUCUAAACAUGCUGGAAAACGAAAUCAAUCAAAAAUGUUACCAAGUGAAUUUUCUGCUUAUAUCAAACAAAAAGAACAAAUUCAACAAUCAAGAAUAUUACCCGUAUCAUUAGUUGAUACAAAACCUACGAUAAUUCCAUCUUCAUCAGCUAUAAUUCGUCCACCGAAUUAUAGAAAUUAUUAUAAUCCAUAUGUUUCACAUACACAAAUGAAUUCAUCAAUAUUUAAUAAUGAUUUACCAUUAAGACCAAAUACAUUACCAUUAACAAAUGGUCAGUCAUCGAUUUACGUUGAACAACAAAUGACAAGUUCAACAUCGUAA
This is a messenger RNA of Adineta steineri, 485 nucleotides long. The record is from the annotation of a GenBank genome assembly. Lineage: Eukaryota; Metazoa; Rotifera; Eurotatoria; Adinetida; Adinetidae.